This is a messenger RNA of Vicia villosa (hairy vetch), 2963 nucleotides long. RefSeq names its product receptor-like serine/threonine-protein kinase ALE2. Gene Ontology annotation, biological process: protein phosphorylation. NCBI's taxonomy places the organism in Eukaryota, Viridiplantae, Streptophyta, Magnoliopsida, Fabales, Fabaceae. The record is from RefSeq and is a predicted model, not a curated record. The transcript is spliced from 8 exons. Gene Ontology annotation, molecular function: protein kinase activity; ATP binding. Bases 476 to 2707 code for a protein of 743 amino acids.
AACCCGUUUACCUCACGCUCUUACACUAGAGUAGCAGAAGUAGACAGUGUUAGUGGCGAACAGCGAUCAUGAUUCAACUCAGCACACAAAAAAAAAAAAAACGAACGCAUCGUCAUGACUUGAAUUCAUCAUCACUGUCAACAACACUCCACCAGCAUUAAAUUCUCUCAACUAAACUUUCUUCCCUUUUUUCUCUCUUCCUCACACUCACUCUAACAAGAUCUCUCUCUCAUCAAUAUCCUUUCUCUCUCUCUCUCUCUAACUCUCUUCCUUUCUUUUUCUAGAUCUUCUACCGCAUUUCAUGGAUCCACAAACGAACCUUCCUUCAUUCCCCUUUUCGCUUUCUCUCUCCUAGGGUUUUCUUCUUCCCGCUUCUCAGCUAUGCUUUCUCUCAUUUGCCGCCGUCACGUCGCUCAGCUCCCAGCUGCUUCCGUUUGAUCAUGCUUUUCGUCGGAUUUUGUGUCGGCGACAGAGAAUGCUGCCGUCUGUUAUCUUCCUCUUUGCUCUACUCAACUUGCUUUUCUCUUCCCAAGUGGAGUCAUUUUCUCUGAGUGUGCCAUUUGCUUCAUUGGAACAAACUAAAUUGUGGUUAGUUAAGCCAUCUUAUGCACCAUCUUAUGCACCUGUGUUAUCUCCAUCUUACCAAGGUCCUAGUGCAACUCCGAAACACAAACAUCAUCAUCGUCACCAGCGCCAUCAUAGCAUGAGACCUUACCUAGGGGCUCCACCACCUUCCAAAGAGCAAGCUUGCGAUCAAAUAUGUACGGAUCCUCUCACGUCAACUCCCUUUGGUUCACCAUGUGGUUGUGUAUUUCCUAUGAAAGUCAAACUUACACUGGAUGUAGCUCCUUAUGCUGUUUUUCCAGUAAUGAACGAGUUAGAGUAUGAAGUUGCGUUAGGCACAUAUUUAGAACAGAGUCAGGUGAAGAUAAUGGGGGCAACUGCUGACGGUCAAAAUCAGGGAAGGACUGUUGUUGAUAUUAACUUGGUUCCAUUGGGAGAGAAAUUUGACAAUACAACUGCAGCCCUGACAUACGAGAGGUUAUGGCAUAAAAAAGUCCCUCUAAAUAAGAGCCUUUUUGGUGAUUAUGCUGUUGUGUACAUUACAUAUCCAGGAAUUCCAUCUUCACCACCAUAUGGAACUUCAAUUGGGAGCGGUCCCAGUGAAAAUGGUGAUGGUAGUUUGCCCGUCAGCGCCAAUUUUGCUAGCAAGAACCAGAAAACAAAUCUUAGAACCAUAAUCAUCAUUGCUUUGUCUUCAUUUGUUCUUUUGCUGGUUUUGGUUGGAGCAUUUUCUGUUACCCUGAAAUGGAGGAAGACUAGGAGACCAUCAAGUGCAGUUGGCCCAGCAUUUACAUCUUCUCUGAAUAAGAGAUCUGGUUUGGGGUCUAUGCUGUCAAGCAGUAUUACGAGCUCAACAUCAGUGUCCCUCAUGUCUGCAAUGCCUACUUCCAUUCUCUCUGUUAAAACAUUUUCACUGUUUGAGAUUGAGAAAGCAACACAUAAGUUUAAUUCAAAGAGAGUUUUGGGGGAAGGAGGGUUUGGACGUGUGUAUAGUGGUACAUUAGAAGAUGGGGCUGAGGUUGCAGUGAAGCUCCUUACAAAGGAUAAUCAAAAUGGAGACCGUGAAUUUAUUGCAGAAGUUGAAAUGUUAAGCCGUUUGCAUCAUCGCAAUCUAGUGAAACUUAUUGGUAUUUGCAUUGAAGGGCGCAGGCGUUGCCUGGUGUAUGAGCUAGUUCCUAAUGGCAGUGUUGAGUCCCAUUUGCAUGGUGAUGACAAGACUAGGGGACCUCUAGAUUGGGAAGCACGGAUGAAAAUUGCCCUUGGGGCUGCGAGAGGAUUAGCUUAUCUUCAUGAGGAUUCCAAUCCCCGUGUAAUUCAUCGAGACUUCAAAGCUAGCAAUGUGCUAUUAGAAGAUGACUUUACCCCUAAAGUUUCUGAUUUCGGUUUGGCACGAGAAGCAACCGAAGGAAGUAAUCAUAUUUCUACACGGGUGAUGGGGACUUUUGGGUACGUUGCCCCAGAAUAUGCAAUGACAGGCCAUUUACUGGUUAAAAGUGAUGUUUAUAGUUAUGGUGUUGUGCUUCUUGAACUUCUCACUGGCAGAAAACCAGUGGAUAUGUCUCAACCUCAGGGACAGGAGAAUCUUGUAACUUGGGCGCGGGCACUGUUGACCAGUAGAGAAGGUUUAGAACAGCUAGUGGAUCCAUCUUUGGCUGGAAGUUACAACUUUGAUGACAUGGCAAAGGUAGCAGCUAUUGCAUCAAUGUGCGUUCACUCCGAGGUCACACAGAGACCUUUUAUGGGUGAAGUUGUGCAGGCUCUUAAACUGAUAUACAAUGACACAGAUGAGACUUGUGGAGAUUAUUGUAGUCAGAAGGACUCCUCUGCCCAGGAAUCUGAUUUUAGAGGCGAGCUUGCCCCUUCUGAUAGCAGUUGGUGGAAUGGUGGAGGAUUAACGCCUCGAUUAACUUUUGGACAAGCAUCUUCCUUCAUCACAAUGGAAUACAGUUCUGGUCCACUGGAAGAUAUGGAAAACAGACCGUUUUCAACUUCAAGCUUUAAUGGAGAUGAGAUAUCUUUACCAAUUAGGCAUGGAAAUAGAUCAGGUCCCUUAAGAACGAUCCGAAGCAAGUUAUCUUUAUAUAGAUUUUCAGGAAGUCGGAGUGAGCAUGGGGAGCGUUCUUCUAAGCGAAGUUGGGUAUGAUGGUUACGGGGCUUAAGGUUUGGUGUAUUUUUAGUGUAUUUGAAAUGUACAGUUCCUAAAGGAAUCCGAACGAUUGAUUGAGUGACUGUUUAGCUUAGGCAUCUCAAACUUCUGCAGUUUUCAUGUUAAAAGGUUGGAGAGAUACAGAAUAUUGACUAAUUUUGAAAUAUUGAUUCAUUAUUAUACAAGGAGGAAAUGUAACUCUAACAAUGUUGUAAAUGCCUUGAAUUGUAUCUCGUGGCUCUAUUUGAUUUCA